Molecule: messenger RNA, 949 nt
Organism: Lolium perenne
Lineage: Eukaryota; Viridiplantae; Streptophyta; Magnoliopsida; Poales; Poaceae
Source: RefSeq, a predicted model, not a curated record
AUGAAGCUUCGCCGGCCUAAAAAAACCUCAGAUCGAUGGCCACCCAGGGUUGAUGCCGAUGGGAAUAUUGAUGAUUAUGAUGAUGAUUUCUAUACCGUCUUCUUGUACCUAGUUCCCAUCAACUAUCUUGGGCUUUUGAUGUACUGCGCAGUUCAGACACGUUUGAAGGCACGACAUCAAGAGCUAACGGGCAGCGGCAAGGUGGUCUUCCAUAUGUGCAACCUUGCCACCAGCCUCGUCAACUCAUCGUUCAACUACUACGUCCUCUAUCUCAUCUUCUUCCGCCCAUACGCUGUCCGGCCACACAUCGAUGCCACCGCCAUAGGCGCCUUUGACCUCGCCGCCGACAACACCACGCUCCGGUACGACCUCGCCCCCAACGUCACCUUCUGGAGCGACCACCGGAUCUGGGCCAUCCGCUACGACCAGUUCACCGCCCGGCUCUACUUCAACGGUACGCAGAUCAGCCCUCCUGACGACACCUUCCCCAAGUUCAAGGGCAGGACUCGCCGGCACCGCACCGUGUACCCGGUUCUGCGCGGCCGCACCAGCAACGUCGAUGCCGCCAUGGCCGAGGAGUUCUCCUUGCAGAGAGCGCAGGGGUGGUUCUCUGUGGAGGUGAGGCUCAGGGCCACCUUGACUUAUCUCAUAUGGCCAGCUCGAUUCAAAUACUACUACGAGUACGACUGCUGGUUGCAUUUACCCAGCAACACCACCCAGGCGGCCAUCGGCGGUGUCAAGUGCAGCAAGGGCAAACGGUUUGGGAUUUCCAACUACCAUUUUUUCUAGACACUACUGCCGGCCAUGCAAAUGGGUAGCAAAGCCCCCGACAAAUGGUGAUGAUUACAUAGGCUCGCUCCCUCUAUAUUCCUUGUGUUAUGUUUUGUGAUUUAUUUUCUAGUCCUGUGUUUGUAUUACAAUAUGAAUUUUGGAAAGAGGAUAAAACAUU